This is a messenger RNA of Acanthoscelides obtectus, 343 nucleotides long. NCBI's taxonomy places the organism in Eukaryota, Metazoa, Arthropoda, Insecta, Coleoptera, Chrysomelidae. The record is from the annotation of a GenBank genome assembly.
GUCUGUUUUUAAUUUUCGGAAAAAUAAAGAAAUUGUUAGGACUUAGAUCAGGACUAUAUGGAGGAUGGUUCAAUAAUUCCACGUUUUCUUCCGUUAAAUACUGCCUUGUUUUUUAGGCUGUAUGCUAGCUUGCAUUGUCUUGGUGGAGGAUGAUUCUGCUUUGGGGGUUGAUUUUUCGAAACUCGGUGAUGACUUUUGGCAAACAAAUGGUGGUAUACCAAUCCGCAGGAACAGUUCUUUGCUCAUAAGAGGAAUUGUUGCAAUAUGACCAGGAAUUGUUGCAAUAUGACCCGCUUUUGAUGACUUUUGUUGGCUUUUCUUCACCUUGGAACACCCAAACAGC